AUGAAGCUUUUUUUCAAUUUGACACCGCUAUCAUAUCAUGCCAUUAAUUCUUGUUUUAUUUUUCUUUUAGUUAUUUUUCUUUCAUGUAACACAUCGAAUUGUCUGAUUAAACUACCUGAAAAUAUAACAAUUCCGGCAUUAUUUGCUUUUGGUGACUCGGUAUUUGAUACAGGAAAUAACAACGGUAUAAGAACCAUUGUGAAAGCAAACUUUCCUCCUUACGGCAGAGAUUUUCCGGGAGGAAAACCAACAGGAAGAUUUAGUAACGGGAAGAUCGCUACAGAUAUUAUUGCGGAGGAAUUGGGAAUCAAGGAACUGUUACCACCAUAUCUCGGUUCAAAUCUUCAAAGCCAAGACCUCAAGACCGGUGUGAACUUUGCAUCUGGCGGUUCAGGAUUUGAUCCUUUAACAUCGAUUAUUGUGGAAGUGAUUUCUGCUGAUAAACAAUUGGAGAUGUUCAAGACUUACACAGAGAAUCUGAGAAAACUUUUGGGAGAAGAAAAAACAAGAACCAUUUUAAGUGAAAGUGUGUAUAUAGUUUCAGCAAUUAGCAACGACAUUGCAAAUACCUAUUUUCAUACUCCUACAAGGAUACUGGAGUAUAACGUCUCUUCCUACUCUCAACUUUUGGUUACUUCUGCUUCAACCUUUUUGGAGGAAUUGUACAAACUAGGAGCAAGGAGACUGUUGUAUUUCGGGGCACCACCGAUAGGUUGUCUUCCGAUGCAAAGGACUCUUGGUGGAGGGAUAGAGAGGAAGUGCGUGGAGAAUUACAAUACAAUGGCAAAGCUGUUCAAUUCCGAAGUGAUAGCCGCGUUAGAAAGGAUCAAUGGUAAAAACAAGGAGUCUAGGAUGGUGUACGUAGAUAUCUAUACUCCAUUGCUUGAUAUGAUCCAAAAUCCACAAGAAUAUGGAUUUGAAGUUUGGGAUAAAGGGUGUUGCGGUACAGGGUUGGUAGAGGUAUCGUUUCUAUGCACAGAACCAAAUAUAUUCACCUGUGAAAAUGCUUCGACAUAUCUGUUUUGGGACAGUUACCAUCCGACGGAAAGAGCAUACAGGAUCAUCGUUGAUUAUCUCCUCCAGAAUGCUGUCAACAAGAUUUUCACCAACUAAAUCACUUUAUGAUUAUCACUAAUCAAACUUAUUUAGUUCGUAUUACUCAUAGUUAAAUUUAAUCUUGAGAUAAUCAGCCUCCAUACAUGCUCAAACAUGAACCUAAGUGAUGUUCUCAAUAAGCCUGUACGUCUGUCAGUAUAUAUAUAUAUGUACAUAUAUGUAUAUGAACAAAAAUCAUUGUGAAGAUAGCAAUUCAUUACUUAUUGAUA
Molecule: messenger RNA, 1325 nt
Organism: Carica papaya (papaya)
Lineage: Eukaryota; Viridiplantae; Streptophyta; Magnoliopsida; Brassicales; Caricaceae
Product: GDSL esterase/lipase At5g42170-like
Biological process (GO): lipid metabolic process
Cellular component (GO): extracellular region
Molecular function (GO): lipase activity
Source: RefSeq, a predicted model, not a curated record